Molecule: messenger RNA, 1119 nt
Organism: Entamoeba histolytica HM-1:IMSS
Lineage: Eukaryota; Evosea; Mastigamoebida; Endamoebidae
Product: phosphomannose isomerase, putative
Exons: 1
Coding region: 1-1119 (372 amino acids)
Biological process (GO): GDP-mannose biosynthetic process; carbohydrate metabolic process
Cellular component (GO): cytosol
Molecular function (GO): zinc ion binding; mannose-6-phosphate isomerase activity
Source: RefSeq, a predicted model, not a curated record
AUGACAGCAGAACCAUCUCAUAUUCAAAGGAUUCAAGGUAGAGUUCAACAUUAUGAAUGGGGAAGAGAUAAACCAUGUUUAGUGUCAUCAUUAAGUGAAUUAGAAAAUGGACCAUAUGCAGAAAUAUGGUAUGGAAGUCAUAGUAGAUUACCAUCAUUUUUAUUUGGAACAAAUGAACCAAUUGAUAUUAAACUACCAUUUCUUUUAAAAUUUCUUUCAAUUAAGAAUCCUUUAUCACUCCAAAUUCAUCCAGAUGCUUCUACAGCAGAAAUUUUAUUUAAAAAAGAUCCUAUUCAUUAUGUUGAUGCUAAUGCUAAACCAGAAAUAUGUAUUCCUUUAAGUCAAUUUCAUUGUUUCUUAGGAUUUGUUGAUGAAGAACUCUUACGCUUUCAAAUGAAAAAUAAUCCACCAUUAGUAGAAGUAUUAAAUUAUAAAGAAGGAGAAGAAGCACGUACUUUAUUAGUAAGAGCACAUUUAUUAGAAAAAAAUAAAGUGAUUAAUUAUAUAAAUGAAAUGAGUAAAUAUAUUACUUCAUUAAUUCAAAAUGGAAAAACAUUAUCAAAACAUCAAAUUUUAUUUAAUAAAUUAGUCAAUAAAUUCAAAAAUGAUGUUGGACUUAUUGUUUGUUUUCUUCUUAGAUAUGAAAUAUUUGAACCUUAUCAUGCAUUUUUUAUUCCUCCUAAUUAUCCUCAUGGAUAUAUUGAAGGAGAAUGUGUUGAAGCAAUGGUUUCAAGUGAUAAUGUUAUUCGAUUUGGACUUACUCAUAAAUUUUGUGAUCUUGAAGCUUUACAAUUCAUUCCACAUGAAACUUGUAAUAGAAUUAGUGAAGUAGAUAAAGAAAUAUUAACAAUACGUUCAGAUGAUUAUCAAGCUGCUCAAUCAAUUAGAUAUAUAAAUCCAAAACAAUAUUUAAAUAGUUUUAUAGUUACUGUUUAUCAUAUUAAUAAAGGUUUUACUAUUGAUGUAUCAAUUUUAAGUACUUCUUUAUUUGUAUUAUAUAAAGGAAAAGCUAGAAUUGAAAAUUCUAUUUACCAAAUUGGUGCUGCUUUCUUAAUUAAAGACAGAAAUAUUUUAACAGUUAAUGCUCUUGAUGAUGUUUCACUUGUGUUACUCUCAUAA